Hyphopichia burtonii NRRL Y-1933 is the source of this 2687-nucleotide messenger RNA. RefSeq names its product ubiquitin ligase complex subunit. The coding region runs from base 94 to 2613 and encodes 839 amino acids. The transcript has a single exon. Lineage: Eukaryota; Fungi; Ascomycota; Pichiomycetes; Serinales; Debaryomycetaceae. The record is from RefSeq and is a predicted model, not a curated record. Gene Ontology annotation, molecular function: protein binding.
UUGCUAUAUAAGCUCAACUAACCAGAUUAGUGAUAAAACGGGCGAAGACCAAGGGUAUUUAGUCAAAGGGAGUAGAAUCAAGCAGGCCCCGUCAUGUAUCGAUUACAAUCAAUAUUGAAUUUCCUACUAUUUUUCAUAGGGAGUCUACUAGAAUCAGUUAUUGCAUCAACAAACUCUUCACAACAACUAUACGAGCAAGCGAUAACUAUAAUAGACACACUACCGCCACCAGAUACUUAUCUCCAAAGCAUAUUUAAUGACGACAAUAUAGAUAAUUAUUUAUACAUACCUCAAUAUAAUGUUGAAAAACAGAAUUAUGAAAGUUAUGACCCCAAUUACGCCCAAUUCCAGGAAAAUUUCAUUGGAUUUAAUUCAAUAAUGCAAUACUUUGGCUUUGGACUUCCUCCAAAUGAUACCUCUAUAAAUGAAUUGAAAGUGACGCCAUUCCAAGAACAAGUCUUACCUUUGCUUGAACGAGCAGCCGAGGAAAAUCAUGUUGAUUCCUUGGUUAAAUUGGCAGAUGUGUAUAUGUUUGGUAAUUAUUCGACGCCAACCAAUUACCAUAGGGCCCUUAGUCUCUACCAUAGAGCAGUGUCCAUUGAAGCAAAUGGUCAUGCAUACUUCAUGCUAGGAUUCAUUUACUCAACUGGGUUGUUUGGAGAGAUUCCAAUCGAUAAGAAGAAGUCUGACUUAUACUAUCAGUUUGGUGCUGAAAAUAAUGAUGUCAACUCUAUAUUGGUCCUUGCCAAUAAGUUUUUAAACGGAUUUGGCAGAGUUUCCGAUUGUACAAUGGCUCGUUAUUACUAUUCGAGAUUGUCUCAUUUAGGAAUGAAGUAUUUAAAUGAAAAUAAUAUUGUCCUCGACGACCAUGAUGUUUUGUAUAAUAUUCGGCUCGUUGAUUUUAAAGGUGGUCUUUAUGGUCCAAAAUUAAGUGAAAGUGAAUCAACCGUGUUCAAAAGAUCUUUUGCCUCCUAUAAACAUUCGUUUACAGAAAAUAACUUAGAUAUCCAUGAACAUGAAUAUGUCGAUUAUUUCUUUAAUUCUCUUGAAUAUUACUACGGCGAUUAUUUCAUCGAAAAAAAUCAAACAAAAGCUUUUGAAGUAGCUCAAGAAUGUGUCAACCUUGCGAAACAUCGUUAUGGUCGCAGUGGCUAUAUGCAUGUCAACGAUAUUGAUCGCUUCUUCAUUUCUAAUUGUCAAGUCCUUUAUGCAAAAAUGCUCUUUUAUGGUCAUGGUGUUAAACAAAAUUACGAUGAAGCUUAUAAAUGGUUUUCAGUAGCUGCAAAAAUUGGCAUCCAACCAACAGAAGCUUAUAACUAUUUAGGCCAAAUCCACCAAAUGGCACCUUUAACAGGAAAUGCCGAGUCUUUACAAGCUCUCAGUUUCUAUGAAAAAGCAUUGAAGCUUAAGUCUGCCAGAGGUGCCCUUAAUAUAGCAAAGGCUGGUAUUAGACAAUCGGAUGGAAAUAUACUUAACUCAAAAGAUGCAGAUAAAAUCCACACCUUGAUUAAAGAUGCUGCUUAUAAUGGGAAUGCUGAAGCUCUAUACUUCUGGAUAAACUUUCUUGACUCUGGUGUUAGUGAACACUUUGGUUUUACAGCAAGCUGUGAAGUUGAAGUUACUUUCCACAGAAGAUUCGGUGAAAGAUUGGAAAAAUUCUUCUACCCCCAUUUAAAAUAUGCUUUUGAAGAAGUAAAAUAUGGUAAUUUCAAAAAUGCUCUUCUUGGUUAUGCAAUGGCGGCUGAACAAGGGGUAGAAAACGCUCAAGUUUCGGCAGCUUAUUUAUUAUUCCAAUUAGAACCUUUCAUUCCUAUACAAGAUAAGAAAAACUUUGAUAAAGAUAGAGUAAAUAUGGCCAUCAAAUAUCUCGAACGCGCUUCUGCUCAACAUAAUUUGGACUCAACGGUAUUAUUGGGGGAUAUUUAUUUUUAUGGGGUUAAAUCAGCUAAUAUUUCAGUCGAUUACAAUAAAGCGUUUGCCUAUUAUAAUACCGCUGCCAAAGACUCGUCUUCUCAUGGAUGCUUUAACUUAGGUUAUAUGUAUGAAUAUGGUUUGGGCCCCGUUAACAACUCAGUUGACUACUUCAUGGCCAAAAGGUAUUACGACAAUAGUUUACAACUUAAACGUGUCAGCGCUGAAUCCAAAUCAGAUCUUUUGAUGCCGAAGGUUAAUACCGUCCCAAUAAAUCUCGCGUUAUUGAGAUUAAGAUUGAAGUUUUUAUUUAACAAAAAGGAAUACUCUCGCCAAAAGAGCAAUAAUGACAAUAAUGGUUGGUUAAGUGCUUUUAGAAAAUUGGGUGCUAAUAGCAAAGAAAUAGAAUCUCGUAACCUGGAUGCAACAGAGAAAGCAAAAAGAGAUAAUGCUAAGGCUCAAGCCCAUCACGAAGGUAGCUCUUAUUUUGUCGAUGAAGAAUAUGAUACUGGUGAUUAUCUUGUUCUCUUUUUCACUUCUAUGUUCUUCCUCGUUUUCUUGAUUCAAAAUAUCUAUAGACACGUCCGAAGACUUGGCCAGAGACGUAAUAAUGACCAGCCAGAAAACCAAAACCAACCAGACCGGAAUGAGAACCAAAAUGGGAAUGGUUUUCAUUUCGAAUUUCACUUUGUUGCUCUCUAAUAAGUUUUCGUGCUUUCUCAAGGCUACAGAUGUAUAUAUAUAAAUAGAUAAAUAAUGAUAAUAUUAUGCAAUGC